This is a messenger RNA of Ophidiomyces ophidiicola, 1710 nucleotides long. RefSeq names its product substrate-specific activator of APC-dependent proteolysis (gene CDH1). Gene Ontology annotation, molecular function: protein binding; anaphase-promoting complex binding; ubiquitin ligase activator activity. The coding region runs from base 1 to 1710 and encodes 569 amino acids. The transcript is spliced from 4 exons. The record is from RefSeq and is a predicted model, not a curated record. Gene Ontology annotation, cellular component: anaphase-promoting complex. Gene Ontology annotation, biological process: positive regulation of anaphase-promoting complex-dependent catabolic process; positive regulation of ubiquitin protein ligase activity; anaphase-promoting complex-dependent catabolic process. Lineage: Eukaryota; Fungi; Ascomycota; Eurotiomycetes; Onygenales; Onygenaceae.
AUGCCUGGGAACCUCGUCUCCCCGCCUGGCUCCCAUACUCCACCCUCCGGCCGGUCAAAAUCAACCACCCGAAAUACAGGCUUAGAACCUGCAAAGUUUCGAUCUAGACAUGGCUCAGAACCGAUUAACCCAGAUGCUCUCGCACAAGCGCUCAGGGAAUUUGAGGAUGUUGGUCGGCAAAGGGAAAGAACACCUGGAAGCAGUCCUUGUCGGAAGCGACAAAGGGUUUAUGGUGAUAGAUUUAUCCCAAACCGCGAGGGACAGGACUUGCAAGCGAGCUAUAGCCUCUUGCACGAAGAUGGGUGCCCCUCUACUCCCUCGAAAACGAAAAGGAGACCUCCGCACGGGGAAAUCCACUUUCAAAAAACUGAAGAAGCCAACCGGACAUACUCACGGAUUCUCCGAAACGAAUUCUUUGGGGAUGCUGUGCCCCAGUCAGAUCUACACACCCUUUCCCCCGAAACACAUCCUGGCUAUACACCAUCCCACGAUCCUACUCGCUCGCACACCCCUCCGUCUCACAAAGCUGCCUCGUCAUUGCCUCCCGCUAGCAUCACACCUUCAACACCCAGUAAAAACCUAUUCUCAUAUUCCUCGCCCAGAAAAGCGUCAGGAAACCCAACCCCAUCCAGGACCCCCCACAGCGGGUCCAAUUUCAACGCCAGGUCCGAAAUUUACAGUUUAUCUCCGAUACGAUUCGACAGCCAGCGAAUAUUACAAAGUUUACGUAAACAACCUAGAUACGUAAACAAGGUCCCAUUCAAAGUUCUAGACGCGCCUGAUUUGGCAGAUGAUUUCUAUCUCAAUCUUGUGGAUUGGGGGAACACAAACAUUUUAGGUGUGGGUUUGGGUUCGGCUGUUUAUAUGUGGGAUUCUAUAAGUGGAAAUGUCACCAAGUUGUGUCAGUUAAGCGAUGAUACUGUUACCAGUGUUAACUGGAUACAACGAGGUACGCAUCUCGCGGUUGGAACAGGGAAAGGCCUUGUUCAAAUAUGGGAUGCUGAGAACUGUCGACGGCUACGAACGAUGACCGGGCAUACCCUUAGGGUGGGCGCCCUUGCCUGGAACGACCACAUCCUUACUUCUGGCUCUCGGGAUCGGAUUAUUUAUCACCGUGAUGUCCGCUCCCCAAACCAAUAUCUCCGUCGAUUGACCGGCCACAAGCAAGAGAUAUGUGGUUUGAAAUGGAAUACUGAAGAUGGCCAGCUUGCUUCUGGCGGUAACGACAAUAAGCUGCUUGUCUGGGACAAGUUAGGUGAAACUCCAUUAUAUCGGUUUUCUGAUCAUACCGCUGCCGUAAAAGCGAUUGCUUGGUCGCCCCACCAACAUUCUUUACUGGCGUCUGGCGGAGGGACGGCGGACCGCACUAUCAAGUUUUGGAAUACAUCCACCGGAACUCUCAUCAAGGAGGUCGACACUGGGAGCCAAGUUUGCAAUUUAGCCUGGUCAAAGAAUUCCGACGAGAUUGUCAGUACCCAUGGCUAUAGCCAAAAUCAAAUUGUUGUUUGGAAGUACCCUCGCAUGGAACAAAUAGUGUCCUUAACUGGUCACACGUUUCGUGUGCUUUACCUGGCAAUGAGCCCAGAUGGUCAAACUGUGGUGACCGGAGCUGGAGAUGAAACGUUACGUUUCUGGAAAAUUUUCAAUAAAAAGGGCUUAAAAGAUCAUGGGCGUGAAAAUAAAUUAGCAGCCUUGACGACAAUUCGGUAG